Molecule: messenger RNA, 1650 nt
Organism: Magnusiomyces paraingens
Lineage: Eukaryota; Fungi; Ascomycota; Dipodascomycetes; Dipodascales; Dipodascaceae
Exons: 2
Coding region: 1-1650 (549 amino acids)
Biological process (GO): transmembrane transport
Cellular component (GO): membrane
Molecular function (GO): transmembrane transporter activity
Source: RefSeq, a predicted model, not a curated record
AUGCAAUCUACAUUUGAAGAAGAAGAAUCGCUGCUGUUUUUAGGCACUGAAGUGUCUGGUGCGGGUCAUCAGAGCAUAUUACAAUCUGGAUCAUCAGUCAAGUCCUACAAUUCUUGCAGUGAUAACAAAAGCACCGAGGAAGAAGAAGAAGAAGAAGACAGUGAUGAUGAUGACGAAUACGUUAAAGAAUACAUUCCUUCUAUACCUUGGUAUCGAAGACCGUCCAUUCUGUUUAUCUUACCAGUUUAUCUGGUUGCAGCCAUUGAAUCUUCCAUGUUGAGUCCCGUGGAAAUGAAACUCAGAGCACAGCUCAUAUGCAUGCAAAAUCCCAAACACCCAAUUACAGACCCAGAGCUAUGCUCAUCAUCAACAAUUGCACAGACCAGUCUUUCUCUUUUGCUUACUUAUUGCAAGUUUGCAACUGGACUAACCAGUCUUUUUUUCAUUCCGUACCUAUGCAAUUUAUCUGACCGAAUUGGUCGCAAAAAAGUUCUGGUUAUUAUCCAUAUUAGUUUGUUUGUUUCUGUGUUUAUUGUUUAUACCAACUGGAAACUUCAAAAAACACUCAACUAUCAUUUCCUAAUAAUUGGAGCAGUUUUUGAAGGUGUGGCCAACCCUAUUGUGGUAAUGAAUCUUUUGUCAGCAUAUGUUUCUGAUUGUAUCAUGCAUAAUCAUCGUACAAAAGCACUAGCCCAGAUCUUUUGUGGCACAACGUUGGGUUAUAUUUUGGGACCUAUUUUAGGAAGCCAAGUGUAUGAACGUACUGGACACAACAUUAUUGCACCAUAUACUGUAUGUUUGACGCUGAUUGGAAUUUCAACUAUUUCAGUAUUGUGGGUUUUCCCAGAAUCGAUAAACCCCAAGGUUCAAGAGCUGGCCAUAUAUCGAUACAAAUGGGAGGAAGAUGCUUACAGUAGACAGACGACUACUGGAGUCAAGAAUUUUGCUAAAAAGAUAGCCAGAACAAUCAAGUCUGCCAUCGUUAAACCAUACCAGGAUAUUUUUGAUAUUUUGAAAAGAUGCAAAUCUAAUACUGAUCGCACAAACCUUACAAAUGUUGUUAUUAUUGACGUAUUGUUUGCCAUCCUAUCGUACGGAAUCGAUGCAAUCACCAUCAACUAUUUAAUGUACAAGCUUAAAGUGACUGUAUCGCAGCUCGGAAUAGUUAUUGCUGUUUCAGCAAUUCUCCGUGUGGUAUCACUUGGGUUAUCGCCACACGUUGGCGACUUUUUAGGUUGGGUAUCUGGGGCCACAAAGAACCAGAAAGAUGGAAGUAACAAUAAAAUGAGAGUACAAGAUGUAUAUGUGAUGCGUCUGGCAAAUAUAAUUGAAACAUUUGGUCUUAUUUGUCUUGGAAUUUCUGGAGAUAGCACUCGGUGUGCGUUUCUGGGGAUUUGCUUAAUUGGGCUUGGAGUCAUGUCGCGGCCCAAUGUGCUGGCAGCCAUGAUCAAUGUAUGCCCACACGGGGACAUUGGCCGCUUCAUGGGUGCUAAAGGCCCAUUAGAAAUCCUGGUAGCUGUAUUUGGAGCAUCUUUUUUACUUUGGGUAUAUGGUCAGCUUGUUGCAUGUGGUGGGGAAUCUUCUGUAUUUUUUUUGGCAGCUGCCAUGUACUCGGUGACGAUAUGGAUUUCAUUUAGAAUUGAACCCUAA